Messenger RNA from Rhodofomes roseus, 1214 nucleotides. RefSeq names its product thaumatin. The coding region runs from base 192 to 1028 and encodes 278 amino acids. Lineage: Eukaryota; Fungi; Basidiomycota; Agaricomycetes; Polyporales; Fomitopsidaceae. Gene Ontology annotation, cellular component: extracellular region. Gene Ontology annotation, biological process: defense response. The transcript has 10 exons. The record is from RefSeq and is a predicted model, not a curated record.
UCCCUCGAUCAACAACCCCGAAAACGCUGCAGAGAUGCCGGUUGCUCUUCAGUUCAUUCUGACGACUCUGCUUGACAUGCCUGACAUGCGCUGCAGUGUAUAAAGGGAGGAGCAUGGCCAGCUCCUCAUCUUCAGGUCCCCGGUAAACAACACUCUACAGUCCUUUCUUCCACUCGUCUACAGGUUUAGUCAUGAAGAGCAUCGCUGCUGCUUCCUUGAUCUUUGUGGCCAGUGUCGCCGCUGACCGUACCUUCACGGUCGUCAACAACUGUGACUACACUGUUUGGCCUGCUUAUUUCACCGGCGCAGGCACAUCAGCCCCAACCUACCCCACUGGUUGGGAAGCGGCAGCAGGUACUUCAGUGAGCUUCACAGUCCCGGGUGACUGGAACUCAGGCCGCAUUUGGGGUCGCCGGGAUUGUGACUUCUCUUCUUCGACUGAUCCGUCCACCUCUUGCGCGGACGGAGGCUGCAACGGCGGUCUCGAGUGCGCCAAAGUUGGCGGUACUGGCGUUCCGCCCGCGACUGUCGCCGAGUUCACGCUCGGGGCUGACGGCACGGACAACUACGAUGUCUCCCUCGUGGAUGGUUUCAACAUCCCCAUGACCAUCACCAACACCGUCAACUGCGCGGUCGCGAGCUGCCCCGUCGACCUGAACGCGAAUUGUCCCAGUGAUAUCAAGGGCCCGUACGACUCCACCGGUGCCGCCGUCGGCUGCAAGAGUGCCUGCGAAGCGAACCUCGACGGCAACCAGGCGGACUCGGGGAACUGCUGCUCGGGCAGCCACAACACUCCUGCGACUUGCCCGAACUCAGGCGUCCAGUACUACUCCUACUUCAAGGACAACUGCCCGGACUCAUACGCGUACGCGUACGACGAGAGCAGCGGCACGGCGCUCUGGACCUGCCAGUCCAGCCUCGCCGCGGACUACACCGUCACCUUCUGCCCGUCCUCCUCGACGACGAAGAAGCGCGGCGUGCACGUCCUCGACCGCUCCUUCAACGUCACCCGCUCCUUGCUCGCGUAAAAGCGAGCGCCCGGGAUGUCCUCUGCGCGCGUCGCAACGACCCAUACCCAUUGCUAAUUCCUUUCAGUGUCGUAGACACUGCGAUCUUGGUACCGGGCUCUUGCACCUUUCACACUCCUUGUAUAACGUGGUCUUUUCGCGCGGGCUUCUUUUCAAGCAUGUAAAAGUUAUCAGUGUAUUUAAAUU